AUGACCCAGAGGCAGGGGUCAGGGGGAGAGGUAGAGAUGAGACAAGAGGUAGAGGGGAGAGGUAGAGGUAGCCACGAGCUGAUAAUUACAGACAAGAGAUGCGGAGUAUGUGGGGGCUCAUUAUCCUGCAUAGUCUAUCUUUGUAUAUCUUUGAACUUUUCAAGAAUAAAAAAGCUUAAAAAGUAUACAUGGCCUGGUCCUACCAGAGACUCACCCAAUGCCAGCCUCCAGCCAGGGAGAGCCAAGUUUGCAUUUUCACACGCAUCUCACACUCCUCUGCACUCUCAACUUGGAGCGCUCCAAACAGGGAAACCCCAAGCCUUGCUGGCUUCUGCCAACCCCCUGAGCAGAAGCAUGGGUCCCCCUGAUCACCACCUCACCACCCUCAUCCUGAUCUCACUGGAGACUCCCUUUCCCGGUCUGCUAAGUAGCGGGUGUUUUUCCUUGACACUAACGCUACAGCUAGACCACGGUGGGCUUGGCAACAGGUGUCUUCCCAGAUGCUGGCGUUACCGCUAGACCAAGGAGCCCUCUGGUGGCCCUGUCCGGGCAUAACAGAAAGCUUGCACUCUUGUCUUCUGGUCACUCCUCACUGUCCCCUCAGCUCCCAUCUCUGUAU
Messenger RNA from Homo sapiens (human), 619 nucleotides. RefSeq lists its product as uncharacterized. The record is from RefSeq and is a predicted model, not a curated record. The coding region runs from base 1 to 519 and encodes 172 amino acids. The transcript is spliced from 2 exons. Lineage: Eukaryota; Metazoa; Chordata; Mammalia; Primates; Hominidae.